Marasmius oreades (fairy-ring Marasmius) is the source of this 996-nucleotide messenger RNA. RefSeq lists its product as uncharacterized. Gene Ontology annotation, molecular function: FAD binding; monooxygenase activity. The record is from RefSeq and is a predicted model, not a curated record. Lineage: Eukaryota; Fungi; Basidiomycota; Agaricomycetes; Agaricales; Marasmiaceae. The transcript has 5 exons. The coding region runs from base 1 to 996 and encodes 331 amino acids.
AUGCAAAUAUACUCUGCCGUUCCAGGGGAUGAAGGGCUCUUGGGUGAGGCGGACUCAAACGAUUCGACCGUCGGGGUGGGCAUUGGAGUCCACCGACAAGACUUUCUUCACAUGCUUGCAGAGUCGGCGGUCGCACAAGGUAUAGACAUUUAUUGGGAACGGAAGGUGGUCGAUGUGCAUUGCCACGACGAGUCGGUCGAUGUUGUUCUCGAAGGCGGACACGUCGAUACAGCCACUUUCGUUGUGGGUUGCGACGGUCUUCAUAGUGUAACUCGUACUUCGCUUUUUGGAAAGGAAGAAGCGUCAUUUACGGGCUUGGUGCAGACCGGGGGAUUCUCCAAACGACCCGCACCCUUCAGUGAGGUCCCUUCCAUCGUCAACUUCCUCGGUGUAGGAGCGCACAUCAUCACGUAUCAGAUUUCGGAGACGCAUUAUGGCUGGGCUGUUACACGACGUGAGGCAGAAAUGCGGGAAACGUGGCGCAAUGUGGAUAAUUCCACGUUGAAGCAGUUGAGAACAGACGAGUGUUCCCAGUGGAAAUUUGGAGCAGGGGACCUCAUUAAAACCUCGGAGAGAAUCGUGAAGUUCGGGUUGUACGACCGCCCGCAGCUACAAACUUGGCAUCAAGGUAGAGUGGUUCUUGUUGGUGAUGCGGCGCAUCCAACUAGUCCACAUUUGGGACAAGGUGCAAAUCAAGCCCUCGAAGAUGUCUACCACCUCGUCCGUUGCUUGGUAAAGCAUAAUACUGACACAAAUGUGCCAUCCACUGCCACCUUAGAGUCCGCAUUCAACGAGUACGAAGCGAUUCGCAUACCAAGGACCACUGCCCUUGUUCAGAAAGCAAGAGCAGCUGGAGAAGCCCGAGUUAUCAAAAGACUAGAGGCAUGCUUGGAGAGAAACGACAAAACCAGGAUGCUCUGGCAAAAUAAAGAGGAGGCACUGCGCGAUUUUGAAGAAAACAGGGCUGGUCCGUAUUCCGGGGUGAGCGAAAUAUGA